Australozyma saopauloensis is the source of this 1539-nucleotide messenger RNA. Its product is annotated as putative metalloreductase. The record is from RefSeq and is a predicted model, not a curated record. Lineage: Eukaryota; Fungi; Ascomycota; Pichiomycetes; Serinales; Metschnikowiaceae. Gene Ontology annotation, molecular function: superoxide-generating NAD(P)H oxidase activity. The coding region runs from base 1 to 1539 and encodes 512 amino acids. The transcript has a single exon. Gene Ontology annotation, biological process: superoxide anion generation; defense response. Gene Ontology annotation, cellular component: NADPH oxidase complex; plasma membrane.
AUGGACCAAUUACAAAAGCGUCACGGGGCCCACCACCACGACAACGUCAAAUACGGAUAUGUGAUCUUCUGUGUCUCGGUGCUCUACGUGCUCAUCAUUGCCUUUUCCAACUUCAUGUUCAUGAAAAGAUGGAACAAGCGAGAUAGCCCACCGCACAGCUCGAUAUGGGGAAGACUAAGAUCGGUCGAGAGAUGGUGGAUCCACAUUGUUCUAUGGGUGGCCAUAAUUGUUGGCCUAACGUUUUUCAACAUAAAAGAGCCAAUUGAGCAGUCUCUGACAAUAAUCAAGAGACUUGGCCGCUUGGCGUUCUGUAUUGUUCCGCUCGAUGUGUUGCUAGUAAUUCGUCCCUCGCUUUUGACCAAUUCGUACUUGGAAUUAAUUACGCUUCACAAAUGGUUCUCGCGGGUGAUUAUAGCGACUUCGUUUGCACAUGGUCUUGGGUUUUGCGUGAAGUGGAUUCUUCAGGGUGUGUUUUGGAGUAAAGUGCUAGCCGUGAAAAACUUCCUAGGGGUGCUUACAAUUGUGCCUGCUCUUGCUCUACUUGUCAUCUCGGCGCGCCCAGUUCGUGAGAGAAUGUAUCGGUUGUUCUAUGUGUGGCACAAUGUGGUGGUGGUGUUGUUCCUAGUUCCGAUGUUCUGGCAUGCUCGGCCAGGUGUCUCAGACUUCAUCUUGUUGCUAGUGGUCAUGCUAGUAUUCCAAUUGUAUCAGAAACUCUCCUCUGUGCAUGCUGUGGGUAGUAUUCAGAUAGUGGACCAUGGUUCAUCGUCUUUGCAAAUGCUCAGGAUUCAGAAGCCUACAUACUUCCCUUCGACCUGGCUGGCAGGCUCCCAUGUAAGGCUCUCGUAUCCUAUGUCAGACGUGAAGUAUUGGCUUUUUCCAUCGCAUCCUUACACGAUUGCCUCUAUUCCCGAGGACCGGACGAUAGACCUAGUGGUUCGCAAGGGACUUCAGUUCCAAGUGUUUUCUUCUUUGAGCUACAGCUUAUCGAAUCCACAUGUGUCUUUGCCUUCUCUCUUCUUUGAAACUGCGCAGAAUGUUGUCAUUCUUUGCGGUGGCUCUGGCAUUUCAUUUGGCGCACCGCUUCUACGGGAAUUACAAACACGUUCCAAUAGAUCCGUAAAAUUAGUAUGGUGCAUAUCAAACAAAAAUGAUUUGUUUGUCUUGAAUGAGCUCAACAUCACUCUGUCUGUGGAAGUCUACGUCACAAGAGAGGUUGAUCGCAAUGAACUGGGCAAACAUUUCGAUGAACAGGCCGAUUCUUUGCUAACAAAUGAUGAGGCCUUCGAAAUGCGCACUUUGGAUCAAGAUCUGAUCAACUCCAGCGCUGAUCAAGCCGAUAAGCUGGCAUCAUCGAAGGAGAAGAUUGACCUUCGCUUUGGUAGGCCAGAUCUCAAUAGCAUAUUCACAAAUUUGGUGUCGACAGAAUCUUCUGAUAAUCACUGGGUAAUUGCUUGUGGGCCACAAGCUAUGAUUGAUGAAGCAAGUCAAUGGAGUCGGAGCCAAGGGGUUCUGUUCUUUUCGGAGCAUUACGGAUUUUAA